This is a messenger RNA of Insectozyma verbasci, 2292 nucleotides long. NCBI's taxonomy places the organism in Eukaryota, Fungi, Ascomycota, Pichiomycetes, Serinales, Debaryomycetaceae. The record is from the annotation of a GenBank genome assembly.
AUGGCUAAAGGUGGAAAUUCACAUAGAUCCACGUUAAAAAAUGAUCAUAAACCAUUCAAAUCUAGACAUACAUCAAAAGGACAAUUAAAGAAUAAAUUGAAAGGAAAAGUUGAAAAAUCAACAAAUUCUGAUUCAAAUUCAUCACAUAAAUCAAUUUCUAAAAUUCAAAGAAAGAAUAUAAAUAAACAAUUGAAAGAGACUAAAAUAUUAGAAACUAAAUUAAUUAAAAAGAUAUAUGAAGGUAAUUCAGGUAUUGAAAAAAUUAUAACUAUAAUUUGUUUAACUGAAGAUUUAUCGCCAAUUGAUAUUGCAAACCAAAUAUUCAACCAAGAUGAGACUACAAAUUUUGAGUUUAACUAUCCUUCAGUUUCAAAUAUACAUAUAUCCAAAUUUAAAACUAAUUUGAAAGUAAUCAUACCUGAUCACACCAACAUUUUAAAUUUAUUAGAUGCUGCUAAAUGUUCCAAUUUUAUAAUAUUUGGAUUUUCUGCAACUGAAGAAGUAGGAGAUUAUGGUGAAACGAUAUUAAGAAGUCUCAUAGCACAAGGUAUUUCAAAUACGUUUGGAGUUAUUCCUAAUUUAAUUUCAACUUAUCCAAAUUCCAAAAAAAAUUUACAAUUGGAUAUUAAACAAUCUUUACAAAGUUAUUAUAAUUAUUUCUUCCCUGGUGGAGAUGACAAAUUAUAUGCCACUGAAGUAAGUAACGAAAUUGCAAAUUUAUUGAGAAAUUUAUGUCAAAGAUUUCCAAAUACAAUCACAUGGAGAGAUUCAAGAGGUUGGUUGAUUUCGGAAACUGUUAAGAUUGAAAAUGAAUAUUUAGUAGUUGAAGGUGUUGUUAGGGGCCAAGGUUUCAAUAGUAAUAGACUUGUACAUAUUCCUGGAUUUGGCGAUUUUCAAGUUGAUAAAAUUGAAAAAUUACAAAAAAGAAGUAGUAAGAAUUCAAUGGAUUUAGAUAAUGAUGUUGAAAAUGAAUUCAUACCCAAUGAAAAUAGAGAUACAUUGGAUGAAUUAAAUUCGAAUGAUGAGGAAAUAGAUAUGGAUCAUGAAGAUUAUGAAAAUUAUGAUGGAUUAGGUGUAAGAUCAGAAGGUAAAAUAUAUUUCAAUGAUGAUGGGACUAGAAGGGCAGAAGAACCAAAAAAAUUACCAAAAGGAACUUCAGAAUACCAAAGCAGGUGGUUUGUAGAUGACGUAUUGGAUGAAAAUGAUUCAGAUCUAGAAGAGGAACAAGUUGAUGAAGAUGAAGCUGAUGAAGAAGAUAUGGUUGACAUAGAUACUCAAACUGAAUACACUGAAAAUGAUAUCCAUGUUGAUCUUUCACAAGAAGAAGAAGAACGUCAAUUACAAGAAUAUAGAAAUCUCGUUAAAGAAGAUAUGGAAUUCCCAGAUGAAAUUGAAUUACAUCCUCAAGAAUCAGCAAUUGAGAAAUUUAAAGAUUACAGAGGUGUUAAAUCAUUAUCUAAUUGUGAUUGGGAUGUAAAUGAGCAAGAUAUUGAAAAACCAAGUAUAUGGAAUAAAUUAUUCAAAGUUGGCAAUUUUAAAACUUCAAAAAAUAAAAUAAAUAAAGAAUUUAUCAAAAAUGUUGAAUUAAAUCAAGGUGAUAAAAUCAGAUUAUUUAUAAAAGCACCAUUACAUAUAAUAGAGUCAUUUAAUCCACAAGUUAAACCAUUUGUGAUUUAUGAAUUAUUUGAACAUGAACAUAAAUUAUCAGUCUUGAAUUUUUCAUUUGAAAAUUGGGAAGAUUAUGAUGAAUCUGUUCCUAAUAAAGAUACAAUGGUGAUUCAAUAUGGACCAAGAAGACAAAUAAUAAAUCCAAUAUUUAAUCAAGGAUCAAAUAAUAAAAAUAAUGUACACAAGACUGAAAAUUUCGUACAUAAAGGAAACACAGUAGUGGCUAGUUGUAUUGCUCCAAUAUUAUUUACAAAUUCACCUGUUAUAUAUUUCAAACCGAAUGCAGAAGGUAAUGGUGUUGAGUUCAUUGGACAAGGUAGUUAUUUAGGAUCAGAUAAUUCAAGAAUAUUAGUUAAACGUGUUGUUUUAACUGGUCAUCCAGUAAAGAUACAUAAAAGAGUUGUCACUGUACGUUAUAUGUUUUUCAAUAAGGAUGAUAUCAAUUAUUUUAAAGCUAUUCAAUUAUUUACUAAAAGUGGUAGAUCUGGUUUUAUAAAAGAAAGUUUGGGUACUCAUGGUUAUUUCAAGGCUAAUUUUGAUGGUAAAUUGACAUCACAAGACAUUGUUGGAAUGAGUUUAUAUAGAAGAGUUUGGCCUGAAAUUUCAUCCUUAUAUAAUGAAUAA